AUAUUGUACUAUUUACAUAAUAUUAUUGUUUUUUGGUUCAACUACUUGUGUGUUUAAAUACUUGUGUGUGGUGUCCCUACAUUUCUAUCAGUGUCACUGAGCUGAAAGUUCACUGUCCUCUGGGUCAGUCUUUCCCAUAGGCCAUGAUGAAACCAGCGCAACCCCUGGCCUUUCACUGUAUUGGGCCUAUACAUUAAUGGGAGGUGAGGCAGCAUGUUGAUAAUGGUCCUAUUAAUCACCAAACAAUUACACAUCCUUGUUUUUCUUAUUUUUAUAUCUUGCAUCUGUGUUGCAUUUCAAUAGAAAACAGCAGUUGUGGAAAAGGUUCAAUUCGUGAAUGGCAUUUUGCGUUUCACUAAGACGGCAUGUGAGUUGAUAUUUCUUCAAGACAAUUGUUUGCUUAGUGGGUGCAAACAAACCAAUGAAUUUGUGAAUACAAAAAAAAGUUAGCAGCUGUAAUAGUUUCUGUGGACACAAUGCCAAACACUUGUUUAUAAGGCACACGAGUAGUAUUUUAUUCAGUCAUGUAUUUUAUGUCUCCUUGUGUGCCAAUGACCUUGCAUGUGAUGAGGAUGAGAGGAUGAUGUGAAUGUGAGAGGGCCAUUGGUUAGUCCAAAAAACAUUCAGAUUAUCUUGUCCUCAGUACCGCUAAGACAACCCCCAGGGCAACACAAACUUACCCGCCCCUAAACUGCCAAACUAAGGCGGGGAUAGCUGUUGGGUCCAGAGUAUAUAAAAGGGCGGCCUAUAUAUAUGGGAGACAGCUAUGUCUUGAGAGCCUUCAUGGAGGAGCAUCUAUUGCAACACAGAACACCUACAGAUUCCUACACAUCAUGUGGAAGGACACCAGCACCGAUGUCCCUGGACAGUUGGCCGUUACCGGAGUCUCGUCCCGGAGUACCAACCGCAGAAAGAGGACCAGCUUCUCCAAAAAGCACGUGGAGCUACUCCGUGUCACCUUUGAGACAGACCCUUACCCUGGCAUCAGCCUGAGAGAGAGCCUGUCCCAGAAAACAGGGCUACCUGAAUCUCGUAUCCAGGUGUGGUUCCAGAACAGGAGGGCUCGGACUCUGAAGUGUAAGGGAGCUAAGAAGUUUAUGUGCCAAUCAGACUCUGGCUUACACUCCCCUGGUGGGUUCACUACCCACCACAGCAUUGCCCCUCUGUCCACCCCCCCCUGCCUGCCCCCUGCCUACCCCGCCCAGGUGAAGGAGGAGGAUUACUUUUUCUAUGGACGCUACUUUCCACCAUACCCUGGAGCGGAGGAGACUGGCCACAACAGGCAGGCCAGGGUGCUGGGAUACAGCUCCAGCACGCACAUGAAGAGCCCCGGGCACCAGAUGGUUCAAGGAGCCUGGCCCCAGGCGGUUGAUCAGACGACUCCAGUCCAGUCCAUGUGGAGCCCCUCUCCUCUGGAGGUGAGGAACUACAGCUCAGGCUCCAGCAAGGCCUUCCUCUACCAUCGCUCAGCCGAGCAGCAGCCCUUCUACAACAACCCCCAGGAAGCCUAUGGGGGCCCCAUUUCCCAGACCCAGGCCACAGCCACCCCGGAUUCCGGCUGCUGGGAGGUUGGACAAGAGAACACCCCUCCGAUGGAAGGCCAAGGUUCCCGAUUGGAUGGCUCCUGGAGCAUGGCUAUGUCUACCACAGAAUACCCAGGACAAGCCCAGCACUAUGCCCCCUUACCAGAGCUCCCGGCCAUGUCCCUGCAGGAGAUCCUGGGAGAGCUGGAGGGGGAGUAGCAGGAGGGAGAUGGACUGGACAGCCACCCCAAUGGGGACGAACUGGUUUACUGCUGAAGUCUUAUCUCACUUUUUUUUUGAAUGAUAGACAAUCUCUUUAUUGUUAUUAUUAUUGUAGCAUUUUGUAUGUUUGUGGGAGUACGAGAGGGUUUACUGUAUAGCCUGUGUUUCUGUGGACUAAAUGCGCCCAGAGAGAGAAAGAGAGAGAGAGACAGAGAGAGAAAGAGAAAGAGAAAGAGAAAGAGAGAGAGAGAGAGAGAGAGGAUCAAAUGUCCUUAGUAAUUCCACACUGAUUCAAUUUAUUCUCCCAUGUACUUCAUCCCAAUUAAUUUCAAUAACCUAAAAUGUAUCUAUUUAUUUAUCUAUCACUUCCUGCACUAUCACUUCCUGCACUACUCAGACUAUUUGCAUUGCCACCCUCCACCCCCCACGCUGCUGCUACUCUCUGUUAUUACCUAUGCAU
Salvelinus sp. IW2-2015 is the source of this 2205-nucleotide messenger RNA. It is a transcript of the gene mxtx1, whose product is annotated as mix-type homeobox gene 1. The record is from RefSeq and is a predicted model, not a curated record. Lineage: Eukaryota; Metazoa; Chordata; Actinopteri; Salmoniformes; Salmonidae. Gene Ontology annotation, cellular component: nucleus. Gene Ontology annotation, molecular function: DNA-binding transcription factor activity, RNA polymerase II-specific; RNA polymerase II transcription regulatory region sequence-specific DNA binding. Gene Ontology annotation, biological process: regulation of transcription by RNA polymerase II.